Cloeon dipterum is the source of this 5380-nucleotide messenger RNA. Its product is annotated as citron Rho-interacting kinase-like. Gene Ontology annotation, molecular function: protein serine/threonine kinase activity; ATP binding. The record is from RefSeq and is a predicted model, not a curated record. The transcript is spliced from 29 exons. Lineage: Eukaryota; Metazoa; Arthropoda; Insecta; Ephemeroptera; Baetidae. Gene Ontology annotation, cellular component: actin cytoskeleton; cytoplasm. Bases 139 to 5193 code for a protein of 1684 amino acids. Gene Ontology annotation, biological process: mitotic cytokinesis; peptidyl-threonine phosphorylation; actomyosin structure organization.
UGCAGCCAGUAAGCGACAGAGGAGGGAUGUUUUGGAGGUAAAACAGUUUUUCACAGGUGCUUGUUGUUACCAGCAAACGGCCCUUUCUCGAGAAAGGGCGUUUUUCUCUCAAAACGCGAAUGAAAGAAGCCGAAGAUAAUGGAUAACAAAACAGAGAGGUCAAUUUCUGCGAGGAUCGCGAAACUGAACCUACGCUUGCAGUCGCCUUACAUUGGCUUGGAAGGCGAUGAAAUAAACAAUAAGAUGAACACAGAGGCUAUGCAAGACGCUCUAAUCGCUCUGUAUGAUGAAUGCAACAAGGAGGCACUCAAGAAAGAAGAACCAGUUGCUGAGUUUGUCGACAAAUUUGCCACUACCGUUGAAGAGUUAAAAUCAAUGCGUAUUAAAGAGGGCGACUUCACUGUUGUCGCAGUAAUUGGGAACGGUAAUUUCGGCAAGGUGGAGUUGGUCCGGGAGAAGCAGACAACCGAUUUGUAUGCCUUGAAGAAAAUUCCAAAACUUUGCUCCACUGGACAAAAAGAUGCUAACUCUUACGAAGAAGAGCGAGACAUUUUGGCUUUAGCUGCUAGACCUGGUGCAUCUGAAUGGAUUCCAUACUUGAAAUACGCCUUUCAAGAUGCUCUCCAUCUUUACAUCGUCAUGGAAUACCUUCCUGGAGGAGAUCUGAGUGGCUUGCUGGACAACUUCCAUGGAACUUUGACUGAGGAAAUGACCAAGUUCUACUUGGCAGAAACUCUAAUGGCCAUUAUCAGUCUGCACAAGAUGGGAUAUGUUCACAGGGAUAUUAAACCUGACAACAUUUUGCUUGACCGAUGCGGUCACUUGAAACUUGGUGACUUUGGCUCAGCCGCUAAAUUGAACAAGAAGGGCAAGGUUGACAGUCUCGUGCCUGUUGGAACACCUGAGUACAUAGCUCCAGAAGUUUUGCAAGCUGCCGCUGGUGAAGGUGGAAAAUAUGGCGUUGAAUGCGAUUUUUGGUCUCUUGGUGUGGUUGCUUUUGAGAUGAUCUAUGGCGUUACCCCAUUCAAGAAUGUGGACAGGACGCACAUCUACAGCAACAUCCUUGCGCAUGAGUUGGGAAGUGAGAGCCUGUCAUUCCCCUCUGAUUUCAAUGAUAGCAAGGAGUUCCGUCAGUUGGUUACUGGACUUCUUUCUCCUGCUUCAUCUCGACUGAACGCCAUGCAGAUAAAAAAGCAUGCGUUUUUCGCUGGAACUCCAUGGAAUUCAAUCAGAGAUACUGUGCCGCCUUAUAUUCCAAUAUUAUCUUGCGCAACUGAUGUGUCAAACUUCAACGCUUCUGUCGACGACUUCGAAGCACCUGUCCCUGAGUGUUUUCUAACAAAGAAAAUAUUUUCGGGGCGCCAGUUGCCUUUCAUCGGUUUCUCGCUGAAUCCCAACCAGACUCCUGUUUCUUCUGCAGCCCUAGCGUCUGCGCCUGAAGUCCUCAGCCCCCUAAAGUCAAAAUCUGAGCACCCGGACGUUGCCCGCGCCAGAGAAGUGAAAACUUUAAAGGACCUUUUGAAAACGAAGGAGCGCGCCAUUGAAGAAGCCAUGGUUGCCCGUCGAGAGGUGGAGAACAAGCUUGACCAAAUAACCAGGAAGGCUAAUGAAUACCAUAAAACUAUCUUAAAAGAGAGGAAUGAGAGGCACGAAGUGGAGAGCAAAGCGUUGGAAAUGGUCAAGAGCAUGAAAGCCAAGUGGCAAGUCACAUCGCAGCAGCAACUGUCAGCACUGAACAAGCAACUGGAGUCCGCACAAAAGGAACUUGAAAGCAGUGGCUCUAAGCUCUCAGAUGUGGAGCGUAAGUUGAAAAAUCAAGGAGAGCAGUUAAAAGCUGAACAGGAUGCUAACAGCCGUCUGCAAGCACUUCUUGAUAAACAGAAGACCAGUAUUUCUAAGGCUCGCAGAGAAACUCUCAGUUUCAUGGAUGGUGCAGAUAAAAUAUCGGAGCUGAAGAAUGAAUCUGCUCGUCUUCAGAACUCCUUAACUGAACUUGAUAACCAAAAGAAAUCAUUGGUGGAAGAUCUCCAAAUUUUGAAAGAUCAAAACGACUUAAUGGAAAAUCGUGCAAUCAAGGCUGAAAAUGAAAAGAUUAAAUUGGCUGAUAAACUGGAAGAAUACAAGCGUAAGUUGGAUGACGCUGAGAAAGCAGUUAAAGCUGAGUCAAGCAGAUAUGAAAAAGAGCUGAGGAAAUUGAAAAAUGAGUUGGACACAUCCAUAGUGGAAUUGGAAAUCUCUAAGAAUAGUUCCAGGAAAGAAAGGGCUUUGGAAAAGAAGGUUGCUGACCUUGAAAAGGAUGUAAACAAGCUUCAGGCAGAGAAGAGCAAUUUGGAGCAAAGGCUUGAGGAUGCUACCAGCAAACAUGAGGAGCAGCAGCAGAAGUUUGAGGCUCUUGAAGAGUGCAUGGCCAAAAUGGAGGAGAAAAUUGAAGGUCUGGAGGAGGAGAACGAAAAUCUGCAAUCAUGUGAAUUGAAUCAGUCAAAGCGGUUUUCUAUUGCUGCAACUGUUAGUAUAACCCCUCCUAUGGAAAAGGAAAGUAAUGCAAACACCCAGAGGGAAAUUGAUUGCUUGAAAGCGCAACUUGAGCAUGUGGAGGCACAGUUAGAAAAGUCCAGAGAAGGUGCUGUGCUUGACAGGCAAGCUUGCAGGACUGCUCAGACUGAUCUUUUCAAGAAAGAGCGGGAGCUUUCCGAUGCAAAAUUGGACCUCCGCAUUACUCAACGCGAGUUGAAAACCUCAGAAUCGCUGAACAAAACUCUCCAGGAGGAAAAGGCAGUGAUAGAAAAGACUAUGGCUGAUACUGACGAGAAACUGAAAACCACGGUCGCGGAACUGGAGAAGCUGAAAAACAAGUUGCAGUCCAAUGAAAUCACGAUUACUAAAUCAACUGCUGAAAUUGAGAAUCUGAGAAAGAAGGAAAAUGAACUGCACUCCAGUUUGAUAGAAAAGGUUCAAGAACUUUCUUCCCUGAAACAUCAACUUGGUGAUAAAACCAACCUGGCCUCUAAGCUGCAAAACUCGUUAGACAUGUUAAAAAAAGAUGCUGAAACGAAUAAGAGUAAUGCUCAGAGCGCUGGCUCCCAAGUCGCUCAGCUCCGAGCUCAAUUGGAGUCUUUAAAGGAGAAUAAUGCUGCUUUGAGAGAGAUCUGCACUGAGCAGGAGCAACAGCUGGACGACUCUGACGUGCUCAGAGCUGCUUUUGAAGUACAGAUUGAACAAGGAAAGCUCGAGAUUCAGAGGCUAAGGGGAGAAAUAGCCCAAGUGCGCAACGAUUUGAGUGCCAAAAUUAAAGAGGCCGACGAUCUACGUUCGGCCAAGAAAGUGCUUGAGGAAACUUUGGCCGAAAUCAAACAAGAGGCAGCUAUGCGGGAAUCAGAUGCUGUUGAAGACAUAAAAGAACUGAAAAACCAGAUCCUUGGAGCCCGCAAUCAGAAUGAACAACUAAUUCUACAGAUCAAUGAGUUGGAAGAAACACUGUGUGUGAGUGACAGACACACAAGGGAACAGCGUCAAGUGAUCGAUUCUCUGAAGGAAAAGAAUACAGAUCUGCAGGAAGAAAUCUCAGAAACCCUGACUGACCUUCAGGCUGCCAGGGAAGAUGCUGAAAAGAUUGCUCUCUCCUUGGAAAAAGCCAACCUGACAACUAAAGACAGAAGCAAAAGGAUUGACGAGCUUGAAGAGCAAAUGAGGAACCUGAAGAUUCGCUAUGAUGAAAAAAUAAUGAAAAUGGAGGCUCAGCUUGCUCAGCAAAACAAGCUUAUAGUGUACUUGCAAUCAAAGAGCGAGGCGGGCAAAAAGAAAAGGACUCUAGCAGACAAAAUAUUUGGAAUCCAUCCCAAAGAAAAUGUUGCUCCUUCUCCAUACGUGUCUAAGAAUUUUGCUACACCAAUGAGUGCCAAAGAAAAAGCCAGGACUUGGGAUUGUCGGCCAACCCCUACUCCCACAAGACAAGUCAUUAAUGAGGCUGCAUUGGCAACACCAGCAACUCCAGCACAAGUGGCACCGAAAAAAGUCGAUUUUCAAGUGAAAAAGCCUCUCUUCCCCUCCAAAAACUGUCCCAUCAUUAUGGAGCAACGCACCCUACCUGAAUACUGCCGCAUCACAAUCAACUGUGCAGUCUCCCUUGCUGAACAGGUUACUUUAUUGGGAACAGAGGAAGGACUGUACAGCCUCCAUGCCAAGGCUGCUGGAACUCAAUUGGUCCACAUUUCUGGCAUUAAUAGAGUAAAGAGCAUCACGCUUGUCCCUCACCUGGGUAUUGCACUAUUUAUAUCAGGUUCCCCAUCAAACCUGCAUCAGUGUGAAUUAAGAGCUCUUACUGUGGCCGCUGAGGCUGCUCAGUGCUCCAAACCAUCAAUCUCGCCCAAACCUUUGGAGCAUGUGCCAGAUCAGUGUCACUUUUGCGUCGUCUCUCAACCUUUGGCCAUCAAGGGAGACACGGAAAUGACCUUCCUCUGCGUUGCAAAUAAGACACACACAAGCUUCCUGAAAUGGAACUCUGGCUCCACUCAAUUCGAACCAAUUCGCCUUCUGGCCACAGCUUUCCCGACCUCCAGUGCUCUGUUCACCCCUCAGUCAUUGCUCCUUGUUUGUGAUGAUAUCUUUGAAGUUGAUUUGCAAGACUUUUCUGUAGAGGAAUUUUUGGACAUAUCAGACAUUUCUCUCUCCUCAGUGAGAGUGUCACUGAAAAACAGCAAAACAGGGCCUGUGAAGCUGAUCGACGUGACAAGGAGAAGUGGCAAGGCAGAGCCAGAAUUCAUGCUGUGCCUUCCUGACAUGGCCAUAUUCCUCGACUCGUUCGGCCAUAGAUCUCGACCUGGUGACUUCAAGUGGGCUCACAAGCCUCUUGCCUUUGUGUACAGUGCACCCAGUCUCUUUGUGCAGUUCAAGUCUGCUUUGUAUGAAGUGAAACCCAAUGCAGAUAAACUUUGCAUGAAAGAUGAAGACGCCACAAGUCUCUUGAGUGUGGAUGAGGGAUCCUUGGCUCUGACUUCUCCAAAGCUAUUGGGCGCUGGCACAAAGCCUGGAGUGACUAUUGCAACUGCCCAGCAGUCAACAGGAGCGACAACAGUUAUGAGGAUCAGCUGUCAGGGAGCCGAAGAUUUGUCACUUACAUCUGACAAUGAUAUGCCAGCUGAUGAAUUUAGCUUCACCUCUUCAUUAGAAGAAUCCUUAGAAACUGAAGAACCUUGAUGAGUUCUAUUUUAACUGUUUAAGGUGAUUUGGAUUUUAAAAACAUACAAUUCCUAUUUUAUGGUAUUAAAUUUUGAUCUUGCCAACUGUCCUUCUCGUUCAAAUAGUAACAACGUCUGCUAGACAUAUUUUACUGUGAGCACUGCACUUAGCUUUUAAGCAUUGAAUAAAACACAAAAUUGCGUAA